This is a messenger RNA of Oncorhynchus mykiss (rainbow trout), 1672 nucleotides long. RefSeq names its product 40S small subunit processome assembly factor 1 (gene fsaf1). The record is from RefSeq and is a predicted model, not a curated record. Lineage: Eukaryota; Metazoa; Chordata; Actinopteri; Salmoniformes; Salmonidae.
CAUAAAAACAUAGAUGCUGCUUUGGCUGAAUCGUCAGCAGAGAUUUAAGCUAGAUAUGUAUGUUUGACUCGCUGGAUAAUUCCCUGCUGUGAAUGGCUACUUCCUUGUUUGUACAUUAAACUACGGUGGCCAAGAUACGACAUCCUGAUCCUGUUGCUUUUCAGAUGCAUAGUACACACACGUGUGUACAUUGGUUUGUUAUCAGUCAUCCACAAUCGUGUUUUUUCUUUGUUUCCCUAUUUUAUUACGUAUUUUUAUGGUAUUAGUUUAGUCACUGCUUGAAAUGGACAACAACGAAAAUGGAAAGGAAGAAGACACGGAUCAGUUUUUUCUUGACCAUGUCCUGAAUACGCUGUAUGAUUUCGGUGAUCGAACAGUAUCAAAGAGAGAACACAAGUCACAGAAGAAGAGAUCCCAAAGGAGUGAGGUAGAGGACGAGGACACCGCUGCAGACGAUUGCAGUGAUACUAAAGACAGUCUGGAAGUCAGACUUUCAGAUAUCUCAGCGAUUGACCUUCCUGGUGCGUCUGAAGUUGGAAACACAAGUUUAACCACUAAACAGGCACCACCAGUAGAGGUGGUCACAUUCCAGGAUCCUACAAAGAGACCGAGACAAGCCAGAAAGCCACCAGUGCCCGAGGUCAAGGACAAGCCUCCUCAAACAAAAGAGAAAAAGGUGGACCCAGAUGAAUUCAGUCUAGAAAAGGCUCGGUUAGAAGUUCAUAGAUUUGGAAUCACUGGAUACCAGAAAGUGCAGCAGAGGGUUUUUGAACAGGAGCGAGCCAUCAUGCUUGGAGCAAGGCCCCCUAAGAAGGAGUAUGUAAACUACAAAGUGUUGCAGCAAAGGGUUAAGGACAAAAAGCAAAAGGCAAAGGACGAGAUUCAGACGGACUUAAAGAAAAAGAAGAUGACUAAACCAAGGGAUGAGAAGAGGAAGUCAUCGUCCAGUAAAGCUCCAACAGGCCAGGUGGGACGCUUUAAAAAUGGAAUGCUGGUCCUGAGCACCAAAGAAAUUCAGAAAAUAAAAGCCUCCAUCAAAAAAAAAUAAGUUUAAAAUAAAUGCCACAAAAGUGAUGAAGUGAAAACAAUGAUUAAGAGCAUUUUUGGGAGUUAAGAGACUUUUCACAUGAAGAUGCAGUAACGGACAAUUGAUGUCCAAGCCACAAUUAACAUAAUCCCAGAAAGACUACAGAAAAGAUAUGAAGAGCACAUUUAUAUUCCAUCACAGUUUAUUCAUUAUAUAAAGGAAAGACAGCAUUUUCUUCAUCUUUUAAACGGUAUAAUAUGAAAACAAUGCCAACUCAUUUCAUAUACAAACCACUUAGAAGUACGAAACGUUUACAUCGUAUGAUAACUAAAGAACAUACGUAACAGAAUUCUAUAAAAUAAAGCACAGCUUUUUGUGAACACACUGGACACGGAUGCCAGUGUCCUAAUGGACCAGUUGACAUUCCCUAUGAGGUUUGGUGGUGCACCCUGCCUAGUUCUCUGGUAGUGUGGCAGUGGGAGGGCACUAGCCACGACCCCAGGGCAUGUGUGUUUAGAAGAGAGAUGUCCCCCAGACACGGCAACAACCUUCCCCACAUGGCAUACUGAGGGUGGGAACAGUAAACGUGGGCAAAAUAAAUCUCAGAAAUGUAUUAUACAUUUAUAAAUAAAUGGAUGAAAUAAA